Molecule: messenger RNA, 1256 nt
Organism: Ctenocephalides felis (cat flea)
Lineage: Eukaryota; Metazoa; Arthropoda; Insecta; Siphonaptera; Pulicidae
Product: 4-hydroxyphenylpyruvate dioxygenase-like
Exons: 10
Coding region: 72-1184 (370 amino acids)
Biological process (GO): L-tyrosine catabolic process
Cellular component (GO): endoplasmic reticulum membrane; Golgi membrane
Molecular function (GO): 4-hydroxyphenylpyruvate dioxygenase activity
Source: RefSeq, a predicted model, not a curated record
UUUCGAAGUAGACCUUCUAGGUGAACGUUUGUGUUAAUUUCAAUUAUUUGUAGAUUUUUCAUUUUGGAAAAAUGACGACCUACACAGAUAAAGGCCCAAAACCAAAAGCUGGUAAAUUUUUGAAUUUCGAUCACAUCACAUUUUGGGUAGGAAAUGCUAAACAAGCAGCCAGUUACUAUUGCACUCGCAUGGGUUUCGAACCCCUGGCAUAUCAGGGAUUGGAAACCGGAUCUAGGAAAUUAGCCAAACAUGUAGUCAGACAAAAUAAGAUAGUAUUUGUGUUUGUAUCUGCCUACGAACCUGGAAACGAAGAAUUAGGUCGUCACUUGGUCAAGCAUGGAGAUGGUGCCAAGGAUGUCGCUUUUGCUGUUGAAGAUUUAGAUGCCAUAGUACAGACUGCGAAAGAACGCGGUGCUAAGAUUGUUAAAGACAUCUGGGAAGAAAAAGACGAAUUUGGAAAAGUUAGAUUUGCAGUUGUGCAAACAUACGGUGACACAACGCACACGUUCGUUGAACGACAUGGCUACAAAGGAUUAUUCUUGCCUGGAUACAAGAAACCUUUAUAUGAAGAUGUAUUAUGCAAAUUAUUACCUGAAGCUAAACUGAACUUUAUUGAUCAUGUCGUCGGAAACCAACCUGAUUUGCAGAUGGAAGAUGCAGCUAAAUGGUACGAAAAAACACUUCAGUUCCAUAGAUUUUGGUCUGUAGAUGAUUCUCAAAUUCACACAGAGUACUCUGCUCUCAGAUCCAUUGUAAUGACGAAUUACGAAGAAACUGUGAAGAUGCCAAUUAACGAACCAGCACCAGGCAAGAGGAAGAGUCAAAUUGAAGAAUAUGUAGAGUACUAUGGUGGGGCUGGUGUCCAGCAUAUCGCAUUGAAUACAAGUGACAUUAUUCAAGCAAUUAGAAAUUUAAAAGCCAGAGGAACAGAUUUUCUUAAAGUUCCACACACCUAUUAUGAUAUGUUGAGGGAGCAUUUGAAGAAAAGUCCCGUUCGUAUUCAAGAAGAUCUUGCUGUUCUACAGGAACUUAAUAUUUUGGUAGAUUAUGACGACAAUGGUUAUUUGCUUCAAAUAUUUACCAAAAACAUGCAAGAUAGGCCAACACUGUUUUUGGAAGUUAUACAAAGACACAAUCAUAAUGGUUUGGCGCCGGUAAUUUCAAGGCGUUAUUCACUGCAAUAGAAUUGGAUCAAGAACAGAGAGGUAAUCUGUAAUAUGAAUUACUAUGAAUUUAGAUAUCAUAAAAAAAAUAUG